CGCAAUCAAAGUGCGUUAACUCUGCGUCAGUACUUGUUGUGUCAUUUUUUAAAGUAGUAAUAUAACAUUUUUAUUAUUAUUGUUUAUAUAAUGGGUUUUGGUAGUUUAAUUUACUAUAUUGUACCUGCAGUAGUUUUGGGGGCUACUGUAUACUAUUCCUGGUCAAUAACUUUGGAUAAUGCUGAUUUAACAUAUAAAUUAAACGAAUCUAACUUGGCAUCAAAGUAUGCAUCAUCUCAAUUACAAGAAGUUAGUAAAAAAAUGGCAGAGGAGAUAAGUGUUAAAGAUCAGUUUUUUAAAGACUUUGAUUUGGUGUUUCUUGGGCAGAGCUUGCAAUUAGAGUUUUCAGAAUUGCGCAAUACUUAUCAAUUUGUUCUCAAAAAUGUGGAGAAUCUUGGAAAAAAAUAUCAAACUGAACUUGGAAAUUGCAACAAAGAAAAGGAAGAACUGAAAAAGAAUAUUGAAAAAACAACAGCAGAUUUAAAAACUUCUCAAGAUAAAAGCGGUGAACUACAGAAAAAGUUAGACGAAAGCAACAAAAGUUUAGAAGAAAACAAAAAAAAUUUAGAAGAAAGCAAUAAGUCUUCAGCUUCGUUAAAAGCGAAAGUAGAAGAACUUGAAAAGAAGAUUGCGGCGUCUACUCCAGCUGCAGAAGCAAAAUCAACUUAGAAAAUUAAAUUGGUUGCUAUAGGAAUGUAGCAAUUUAUGAAAAGAGCAUAAAUAUUGUAUGAUCCAAGCAAAUUCUUUUUCUUGAUCACUUCAGUACUCUCAGUGCACAUUGUAUCUCAGAAGUUCUCGCGAUUUUACGUUUGUUUUAUGUUUUUAUAUUUAUAAGAUUAUUUAUGUAAUUUUUUUAAUUUCUAUUAAUUUUCAAGUUUUUUCAUUUAUGUAAUUUUUUUAAUUUCUAUUAAUUUUCAUUUUUUUAUCACUUUGGUAUCCGCAAUGUUUGCAAUAAAAUGUUUAUUAAAGUUUUACUUGCUUUUUUAUAUGAUACGAUAAACUAGACAAGGGCCUAAUCCAUGUUGUUUUUUUUUUAAAUAAAAUCUCAGAUUCUCUCUUUAAAUAAGUUCCUUCUUUUUUAUUUAUUCCAUUUAUUUUAUAUUUUUAUAUUUAUAAAAUUAUUUAUGCAAAUUUUUAAGUUAAUUUUUCUUCAAUGUUUACAUUAAAAUUUUUCUCAAGUU
This is a messenger RNA of Hydra vulgaris (swiftwater hydra), 1181 nucleotides long. RefSeq lists its product as uncharacterized. Lineage: Eukaryota; Metazoa; Cnidaria; Hydrozoa; Anthoathecata; Hydridae. The record is from RefSeq and is a predicted model, not a curated record.